Molecule: messenger RNA, 749 nt
Organism: Drosophila eugracilis
Lineage: Eukaryota; Metazoa; Arthropoda; Insecta; Diptera; Drosophilidae
Gene: osi
Product: electron transfer flavoprotein regulatory factor 1
Exons: 2
Coding region: 151-408 (85 amino acids)
Biological process (GO): respiratory electron transport chain
Cellular component (GO): mitochondrion
Source: RefSeq, a predicted model, not a curated record
CUAGCGGAGAGUUCGUAACGCGUUAGUCCCUUUACCAGUCGUCUGAUUCACUUCGCUUGAAAUAAAUUAAUCGAAAGCUGAAUAAAGCUGCAACAAAUUUAGUUGAUAACUUGCAUUUAACAAACAAACAAAUUCCGCUGACCACUGGUGAUGUCACAGCUGCGCUCGAAAGUCAUUACCCUCUACAAGCACUUGCAGUAUUUGGGCCGUGAAUAUCCCGGCCUGAACGGGCCGCAAAAGUUCAGGAAGCAGAUCCACGAUGCUUUCAUGAACCACAAGGAUGAGCAGGAUCCCAAGAAGAUCGUGGCUCUUUUGGCUCAAGGCCGCUACUUGGCCAAGGAGGUGGAGGCCCUCUACUCCCUAAAGAAAUACCGGAGUGUGAAGCAGCGCUACAGCUACAAUGACUAAGCGGGCGGAACGGAAUGCAGAAGGCGUGCCAGCGAUGCGGAAAUCGUGGCGAAAAUUCAAGGACUGACACUUAUGAUCCGCGGGGAAGAGCACGAAUGUGGAGGAAUCGUGAGAAUAUGAUACGUUUGCCUUGCUUGUCGCGCACACAAAAAAUACAACACAUAUAUCUAUAAGCAUAUUGUUCGGCCAAAGCAAACGCAACCCAAAACACACACAAAAAAAACAAUAAUAAUUUCGAAUGUCUUGUCAAUGUCUAACUUAAAGUUUGUUAUUGAGACAGCCAAAAAAAAGCGAAAAACAGACGUAGCGAAUAAACGAAGCAGUCAUUGAAUAAACCAAAA